GGCAAAUGGAGAUUGGAGGCAGAUUACAGCUUUUGCAAAACAGCAGAUUAUUUGAAUUUCAGAUGUCACGGUGGUCGUCGCUGUAGGCUACAGGACCGGCGGAGACGGGAGCAGUCGCGGGAGGUAGAUCGGCCGGAACGACCGGAUUGAGCGGUUGGAUCGCUGGAUCUUCACAAAAAAUGCCGGCGUUUUUCUCCAGGAACGGCGGUAGACUCUGUCAAGGUGAGGGGCGAUGGCACUGAUCCAACGACGAGUCCGCUUCUGGUUUAAAUUCGGAGCACGGUGGUCGGUCCCUUCGCCAGUGACAAAGAUGGAGAACAGUGAAGAACGCCAGCAGCGAGCAGAGGGGAAUCUUCCCAGAUCCUGGGUCCUCUCUGCCUGCGGCCGUUCAUCUCCGUCGUCUAUCAGAGCGCGCCCCCCCUCCUUCCAAUUUCUCCAGCGACUCCUCCGAUCGCAGAGAUAUUUCAAAUUGCAGUUCUCCUACAUGGCUUCCUUUCGAGCAUUCUUGAACAGUCCAGUUGGCCCUAAAACAACCCACUUUUGGGGUCCUAUUGCUAACUGGGGAUUUGUAGUUGCUGGGCUGGCGGACAUGAAGAAACCACCUGAGAUGAUAUCUGGCAACAUGACCGGAGUAAUGUGCAUAUAUUCUGCAUUAUUCAUGAGGUUUGCAUGGAUGGUUCAGCCUCGCAACUAUCUGCUUUUGGUGUGCCAUGCCUCAAAUGAGACAGUGCAGCUCUAUCAAUUCUCUCGGUGGGCCAGGGCUAAUGGGUACUUGGGGCAGAAGAAGGAAGAAACUGAAACUGCAUCCGAGUAACGGCUAUCUUUUCCAUUUUUUUAGGUUGGUGAUUUUGCGGCAGUUCCUGAAGGGGGGAACAUCUUUUCAAUGUGAAAUAAGUAUUUCGUGUGUCUUUAGGAUACUGCAGAACCAUGGAAAUCACUUCAAGCAUAUCACCACAUUCUCACCAUGUACCUGACUGGCCUUGUUAUCAUUGUAUCGCCAAAUAAAGCAUUCCAAGAAAUUUAAGCUUUUCUUUCCAUCAGAACAACAUUCUUGGAGCUCUGUAGUUUCAAUUGAUGCUAUGAAUGAGUUUGGUAUGGUUCAAGAGUU
Diospyros lotus (date-plum) is the source of this 1108-nucleotide messenger RNA. RefSeq names its product mitochondrial pyruvate carrier 1. Bases 233 to 814 code for a protein of 193 amino acids. Lineage: Eukaryota; Viridiplantae; Streptophyta; Magnoliopsida; Ericales; Ebenaceae. Gene Ontology annotation, biological process: pyruvate import into mitochondria. The record is from RefSeq and is a predicted model, not a curated record. The transcript has 6 exons. Gene Ontology annotation, cellular component: mitochondrial inner membrane.